Sorex fumeus (smoky shrew) is the source of this 918-nucleotide messenger RNA. Its product is annotated as melanoma-associated antigen 9-like. Gene Ontology annotation, cellular component: nucleus. The transcript has a single exon. The record is from RefSeq and is a predicted model, not a curated record. NCBI's taxonomy places the organism in Eukaryota, Metazoa, Chordata, Mammalia, Eulipotyphla, Soricidae. Bases 1 to 918 code for a protein of 305 amino acids. Gene Ontology annotation, biological process: negative regulation of transcription by RNA polymerase II.
AUGUCUCACUCUGAUGAGUUUUCGGCCUUCAAGGUUGAAGAAAAAAAUGAGGAUGCACAAGAAGGCCAGCGCCUGGAGAGUGGUCGGCUGUGCAGUGCUGAGAUGGGGAUGGCUGAAUUGCCCUCCUCCACCACUGCCUCUUUCCCCUUUGAAGAAAUCCCUGGGGAGGUAGCAGCUGCUGGAGUAUCCAGUGAUGUAAAAGGUCCUCAGUGUAGUCCUGCCAAGGCCCAGCACUUCAUGGUGGCCAUGGCUGAAAAGCUAGACAGCCAUCCCAAAAUUGGCAGUUCCUGCAGCCCAAAAGAGAAAGGCCUAAAAGAUAGGGAGGAGCCAGCACAAGCUGGGGCCAGCCUCCAGGAGGCAUUGUAUGGCAAGAUGUCCGGUCUGGUGGAGUUCUUGCUCCUCACGUACCGCACUAUGCCGUUGACCUCAAAGGAAGUGAUGUUGAACACCAUCCUCAACAAUGAUGAGGAGAACUUCUCUUACAUUCUAAGCCAGGUGUCUCAGUGCAUGCGGGUGCUCUUUGGCAUUGAUGUGAAGGAAAUAUACCCCAAAUCCCACAUCUAUGCUUUGUUCACCACCUUGGGCCUCACUUAUGAUGGGAUGGUGAGCCCUCAGCAUACCAUGCCCACCACGGGCCUGCUGGUGAUAGUCCUGGGGAUCAUCCUUCUGGAGGAUGAUUGUGCCUCUGAGCAGGCUAUGUGGAAACAAUUAGGUUUGAUGGGAGUUCAUCCUGGGAGGAAGCACUUCAUUUAUGGGGAGCCCAGGGAGCUCCUCACCAAUGUGUGGGUGAAGGAGCAUUACAUAGCUUACCAGAGGGAGCCUGGAAGUUAUCCAGCCCGCUAUCAGUUCCUCUGGGGCCCCAGAGCCCACAGAGAAACCAGUGCAUUGGAAGUCCUGAAUUUUUUGCUCAAUAUCUGA